GUUCUCUCCCCUCCCCAACGCCUCUGCAGCCUCCAUCCCCUCGAACCCCAAACCCCCACCUCGCGACCUACACAUGGCGGAAGAAACCGCCGCCGCCGCGACCUCCAUGGCCACCAACUACGAGGUGGACCUGGGCAACCUGAUGGCGUGCGACCCGUCGCACCACAUCGCCGCCGCGCAGUCCUCCAGGGAGGAGCUGAGGAACGAGUGCCUGCAGAAGGCGACGGAGCUGGCGCAGGCGGUCGCCGACGCGCUCUUCGCUCUGCCGGCCACCGUGGGCCGUGACGGGCCCUCCGUCCGCCUCCCUCCGCCCGUCCACCGCCUCCCCCGCGAGAAGCAUUUACCAAGGCCGAAGCCUCCUACUAAGUGGGAGCAGUUUGCAAAAUCGAAAGGGAUUGUUAAACACAAGAAGAACAAGCGUGAAUGGGAUGAGCAAACUGCUUCGUGGAAGCGUACUUACGGCUAUGAUCGUGUUAACGAUGACAGAGACGUUCCUAUCAUUGAAGCCAAAAUGACAGAUGAGCCUGGUGUUGACCCCUUUGCUAAAAGAAGGGACGAGAAGAAGCAGAGGGUCGAAAAGCAAGAAAAGAACAGACUAGGGAAUUUGAAGAAUGCUGCGAAAGUUGGUGCUCUGCCAAGUCAUAUUCAGCUUGCUGCUACAGCUGUGCCCAUCACAGGAACUAAAGCUGAUCUGCCUAAAAAAGCUAAGAAGGAAGAUCUUGAGAAUGUUGCUGGCAUGGCUUCUUCAGCGACAGCUAGUGGUGGGAAGUUUGACAAAAAGUUGCCUGGUGAGAAGGCUCCUAAGAAAGCUGGCAAAAAUAGAAAGUUCCUCCCUGUUGUUGAAGGGAAAGGAAUGGGCAACCUGGAGAAACAGCAAAACGACAAGAUCCUGAACAGUCUACUGGCCAAAAACUUUGAGGAACCAUUGGAUGUCAGCAAGGCAAUCACGAUGUACAAAGUGAAGAAGGACAACAAGAGAAGGAAAGAGAAACAGUCGUCUUCCGGGUCAAAUAAAAAGCUGAAGCCUCAGAAGAAACUCCAGAAGAAAUCUUCAAAGAAGACCGCUGCUUAGGUUGAGGCUUGCUGUAGUAGGACGUAAGCGUGGUCUCUCCAAGCAGGCAGGGGAGAUUUAGCAAAUUUUGUAUGGUUAUUGUCCUGUUUAAGUCUGGUGUUGGACACGUCGUGUUCGGGCGACUGCUGGUUAUGACGCAAGAACCUGAAUGUUGUCAUGGCAUAGCUGUGGCUAUAUCUAUAUGCACGUAUUACAUUUUCAGUUCUGGAAAUGUGGUCUGUAGAACUGUUGGCGCUAUAGUAAAAGUAAGCAAUCCUAAUCGAAGGAAAUCCAUGUCUGUGAACGGGAACCUUCAGUGUGUCAAUUUUGCUUGGGUUUGUGUUGUACCUGGACCAAAGCUGAUGUGCUAGAUGGCAAAGAACUUGGCGUUUAGUGUAGUAGUA
This is a messenger RNA of Brachypodium distachyon (stiff brome), 1455 nucleotides long. Its product is annotated as ribosome biogenesis regulatory protein homolog. Bases 74 to 1072 code for a protein of 332 amino acids. Lineage: Eukaryota; Viridiplantae; Streptophyta; Magnoliopsida; Poales; Poaceae. The transcript is spliced from 7 exons. The record is from RefSeq and is a predicted model, not a curated record. Gene Ontology annotation, cellular component: nucleus; preribosome, large subunit precursor; nucleolus. Gene Ontology annotation, biological process: ribosomal large subunit biogenesis; endonucleolytic cleavage in ITS1 to separate SSU-rRNA from 5.8S rRNA and LSU-rRNA from tricistronic rRNA transcript (SSU-rRNA, 5.8S rRNA, LSU-rRNA); ribosome biogenesis. Gene Ontology annotation, molecular function: protein binding.